UCUUUUUCUUCUAAGCUAUGGCUGAUCAAACCCCUUCUCACACCUCUUCUACCUCCGACACUCCAUCUGCAAAUCACCCACCCUCUGUUCUUCAAAACCCAGAUCCUUCUUCCCCCUCUCUUUUACAAACCUCCGUUGUUCAAAAUCUCGAUCCGUAUGCCAACCCUCUUUUUCUUCAUGCUGCGGAUUCCUCCAGUUUCAUCCUUGUUUCUGAGAAAUUGCAAGGUGAAUCCAACUAUAAUCUUUGGUCCCGCUCUGUUAUCAAGGCUUUGAUGACGAAAAACAAACUGGGUUUCAUUUUUGGUACGAUUCCAAAGCCCCCUGAAACCCACUCCGACUAUGGAGCUUGGUUGCGUUGUAAUGCCUUAGUAAGCACAUGGCUUGCUAACUCUGUUUCUUCUGAAAUCGGGAGUCUGAUCCUCUACCUGGAUGAGGCAGACGUUAUUUGGCAUACUCUGGAGACCCAAUACAAACAGAAGAACGUUUCGAAAAUCUUCAAUGUGGAGCAGAAGAUAGAGUCCCUCCAACAGGGAGCUUUAGAUCUCAACACGUUUUAUACGAAGCUGAACACUCUUUGGGAAGAGCUGAAAAAUUAUGAGCCAUACCCGAUUUGCUCUUGCGGCGGUUGCUCGUGUCACGCAAAUGCCCAGUUCGUCGAACUGGUUGAACGCCGUAAGGUGGUCCAGUUUCUGAUGAAGCUCAACGAAUCAUAUCAUCCUGCUCGACGCCAGAUUCUCAUGCUGGAGCCUCUUCCGAGUAUUUCCAAGGUUUACAAUCUGGUGUCUCAGGAAGAACAUCAACGUCAGGUUCGUUCUUCCUCCACUGACCCUGUCGUUUUUCAAGCCUCGGCAUCACGUUUUCCCAGGAGCAGAUUUACCCCUCUAUCUCAAGGGAAACCUCGUCCCGUAUGUGCACAUUGUGGCUUGAAAGGACAUACAAUUCAUCGCUGCUACAAACUGCAUGGGUAUCCGCCAUCUUCUCGAUCAUUUGGCUCAUCUCAGCCGCCUCUCCUGCCGACACCUAGGUCAGGUAUGGACUCCAACCUGUCAAACCCUGUUAAUCUGGUUGUUUCUGAGUCAGGCCUUCAGUCCAAGCCCAGUAUGACGUCUGGCGCAUCACUAAGCACCAUGGCCCAGGCCCAAGCCUUGUUCGACACCUUUCAGUCUCAGCUUAAACUUCUAGGUUCUUCCUCCAAAAUUUCAGACUCGGUUUCUGUUACUGAAUCCACCACAAACCCUACACCAGGACCCUAUGCAGGGCUUGAUGAUUGGGAGGGGUGAGCUUUUUCGGAACUUAUACAUACUUCGGCCAUCCACCACGCCUUCUCUUUC
Molecule: messenger RNA, 1331 nt
Organism: Tarenaya hassleriana
Lineage: Eukaryota; Viridiplantae; Streptophyta; Magnoliopsida; Brassicales; Cleomaceae
Exons: 2
Coding region: 18-1280 (420 amino acids)
Source: RefSeq, a predicted model, not a curated record